CUGAACCAGACGGAACUCUGGCAAGAAACUGCAGUCAGAGGUUUCUCUCAAAUUACUUCCAUGGAACUUCACAAGGAGUGCAGUACAUUGUAGUAUCAAAACUGAGGAUUGUAAUCGAACAAGGGGUAUAGCUUUAGGAGGUUGGUAUACAAGCGACAAAAUGGGCCAGGCAGCAAGUAGGCAAGAGGCAUUCUGGGAGGCCUGUGGUUUUGGUCGUAUUCAGAAAGUUGCGGAGUUCAUACAGCAAGGCAUUGAUGUCAACUGGGUGUCUUAUACUCAUAACUCCUGUCCCAUACAUGUGGCCUCCCAAGGCAAAGCAGAGAUUGUACAGAUGUUGAUUGAUGCUGGCUGUAAUGUUAAUGUUGUUGAUGAUCGUGGUAAUCUGGCGUUGCACCAUGCAGCUAUGAAGGGGCAUGCUGACAUCAUGGAGAUGCUGAUCAAGGCUGGGUCUGAGAUUAAUACACAGGAUAAGAAUGGCUGGAGCCCCCUGAUCACUGCAUGUUACUGGUGUCAACCAGAGUGUGUCAAGCUUCUUAUCGACUCCAACUGUGACGUCAACCUCAUGAAUAAGGAUCUACGUACAGCUCUACAUGAAACCUGCAGAAGUCGCACACAAGAUGAGGAUAAGCUGGGGCAGAUAGCCGCCAUGUUAAUUGAAGCUGGCUGUGAUGUGGACCUGAAGAGCAGUGAUGAGGGAGAGGCAGACUUUACUCCCCUGAUGUUCGCCUCCUACCACGGUCACCCUGGUGUAGCCCAGGCCUUGAUUGAUGCCAAGUGUGACACCACCACUCAGGGAACAAACCUGUGGACAGCCCUCCACUGGGCAGUAGACAGGGGCCACGGGGCAGUGGUCAGAGUGCUGCUGGAUGCGGGACUGGACCCCACUGUGAAGGGUGUGAGAGGAGAGACAGCAGUGGAGAGAGCCAGGUCCAAUGAUAUCAGAGCAUUGUUUGGCAGUGAGUAUGUCUUACCUGAAGAUGUUACAACCCCCGUUAUUGAUGACAAAAAUUUUGAAUUUAUAUUUGAAUCUGCCAGUGGAAAAAAAGUUGAUCCAAAUGUUAACCCAAGUGAUGAUAACUCCUCUAAAUCAGAAAGUUCUCCAUUGACUGAAAAUGCAGACGGCAGUUUGGCCUCUGCUGUAGAUCCCAGUAGCAGUAGUUCACCAACCAAGACAACACCAAACCAAAGCUCAGUGAAAUCCUCACCUUCCCAGAAAUCUUUGCAGGAACAGCAGGAGGAUUAUGGGAAAUUUGUGAUUGACAUGAUUGUUGCCAAUCGUAAAGUUAAUGCUCAACAGGAUAGGAGAAACAUAACAGGGAAGAGGUACCAGAGGCGACCCAUCGAGAAUAAUAUUUACACAGGAGAGGUGACCAAAAAGUCACCUUCAGAUGGCGCUGGUGAUGCACCUGUUAGUUCAACUGAAAAAGGAAAGGACAAUGAAUCUGGAAAUAAAGAAGAAGCGGAAAUUCAAACAGAGCUGAAAGAAGGGGGAGAGGGAAACCCCACUACAGCAGAGGAAAAUCAGGGGGUUUCCAAUCUUCAGUCGAAUGUAGCUGAAAUAAACUUGACCAGUUCUGAAGUUGACAUGGGUCAGCUUAAAAAUGACCCAAAAUCUGGAAAUGAAAAUAAGCAAAGUGGGGAUUCCCAGCAGGCUGAAGUUGGUAAAGACUCAGCCAGUGCAAACACGGAGGAAGAUCUAGCACUCAAACCCUGGGAAGACGAGAAAGACACAGACUUUGAUACAGCUCAGCAGCUAACUAAGAAGAUGGCUGAUUGGUCAAUAAUUGAUGUCCGUACGUGGCUGGACAGUCUCGGCCUGGAUGCUGAGACAGUUAUGACUUUUAUGACGGCCAAAAUUCGUGGCAAGGUGCUGGAGCACCUGACCAUGGAUGAUAUGAAGGAGGUUGUUCCCAAUCUCGCUUUUGGUGAUAAGAAAUUGGUGCUUAUAGCAAGAGAUGCCUGGUUGGCCAUGGAGGAAAAAGACGCUAUUUGAAUGAUUUUGAGUUCUGUGUCCUAAUCUUUUGCUUAUUAUAGUGUCAGGAAUUUGGUUUGUGCCAUUGUGAAAAUGAUUUCAUUUUUCAGCUGAUUCAGAAAGAAGAUUUUUGAAAUAUGUGAGACUUGCUUUUUGAUAUCUGAUGCUUUGUCAUUGUAGCUGAAAGUUGAAAAA
Messenger RNA from Lingula anatina, 2167 nucleotides. RefSeq lists its product as uncharacterized. The record is from RefSeq and is a predicted model, not a curated record. Gene Ontology annotation, molecular function: protein binding. Lineage: Eukaryota; Metazoa; Brachiopoda; Lingulata; Lingulida; Lingulidae.